This is a messenger RNA of Phytophthora nicotianae INRA-310, 5940 nucleotides long. RefSeq lists its product as hypothetical. The coding region runs from base 90 to 5858 and encodes 1922 amino acids. Gene Ontology annotation, molecular function: DNA-binding transcription factor activity; DNA binding. The record is from RefSeq and is a predicted model, not a curated record. Gene Ontology annotation, biological process: regulation of DNA-templated transcription. The transcript is spliced from 3 exons. NCBI's taxonomy places the organism in Eukaryota, Oomycota, Peronosporomycetes, Peronosporales, Peronosporaceae.
AUUAGAGUAUUACAUAAUCCCCAUUGACCACGGUUUUGCCACUUUCCCCCUCUUUCGCAACUCUAGCAGCGGCAAAAGCGCGUGACACCAUGUUCGCCGGCAAUCACGGUGACCGCGCCAAACGCGAUAAGGCGUCGGGAGUCGUGGCUGGCCCGCAUGCUCAGAGCAAUGGCUGCGUCGUUUGCGGCUCGGACCAGAACGGAGACAGCAUCCUGCUCUGUGACGGCUGCGACGGCGAGUACCACACCUACUGCCUUGUGCCACCGCUCACCGAGAUCCCGGCCGGAGACUUUUACUGCAAGAAGUGUACGGACGCCAAUCUGGCCAAGCAGCGCAAGGCCGAAGGCGCCUCCGCUGCCCCAUCGACCGCCGCAGCUACCAGUGGACAACCGGUGGCUCCUCCUGCAGCUCCAGCCUCUCGUUCAUCUGUCCCCGCUCCACCUUCUGCUGCUGCUGCUGUAUCGGCUAAGCCCACCAUCCUCAUGAAGGAGUCCAAGUACAGAGGUGUGUCCAAAGUGUCGAUGAAGGGCGUUAAAAAGCCGUUCGUGGCCAAGCUCUGGCAGGGAUCAAAGUACCUGCAGCUAGGCACCUUUGGCAGCGAGAUCGAGGCGGCUCAUGCCUAUGACAAGGCCGCACUCAUGCACUACGGCAAGAGCGCACAGCUCAACUUUCCUCACUUGCACGACAGCUUAAUUCGCCAGGAAGUAGCCUUCAGUGUGCGGACACAAAACCCUUCUUUUGCUGCGGCUGCGAGUGCUCCUCCACCUCCCGCUCACUCAGCGUCUGCGGAUAUCUACGCUUCCGGACGCGGGCGAGGCAGAGGUCGUGGACGUGGCCGGGGCCGCGGGCGUGGUAAGCGCUUACAGGAAUCACCCGAUGCACAUGGAACAGCUGCACAACUAGAGGCCAAGCGCCGCAAGAUGGAGAACGUUGAAUUACCGACUCAGCAGGCACAGAGUGUGCUGGCUAAAAAGUAUUUGGGUGUCCAGGUACACCGCGUGUAUGCGCACGCACAGAUUCACGUGAACGGUAAAAUUGUCAAUUUGGGCACAUUUCCCACUGCUAAGGAUGCAGCUAUGGCGUAUGACAAGGCGGCAUUGAAAUACUUUGGAAGACCGACCGGCUCUACUGACGCUCAUCCUGGAGAAAUUGUCCUCAACUUCCCAGAGAAACGUGACGAAUUUUUGAAACAGUUGAUGGAGGAGGAAAAACAAAAAAUGGCGCGACAGACAGGAGGGUCGAACUACGCCAGCCGCAGUGCUCAGAACGCCAAGUACAACUUGUCCAUUAUGAAACUCAAUUCGUGGAUGUCGAAACUCCAGCGAUCAGUGAAGAUGGUGGAGGCCUCCCAGAGAGUGGAGUGGGGUCUUCACCCUGAAUCGAUGAAGACCGAGGAGGAACAGGAGACAAAACAAGAGGAAGAAGAAGCUACUAACGUGUCAUCAUUGGUGAAGACCGAAAUUUUCGGUUCUGGACCUACGAUUAAAAGGGAAUUCACAACACGGGAUCAGAAACUGAGGCAGAACAAGAAGGAGAUCCAAGAAGCAAUUGCACUGAUGGUCGAGGAGCUCAAGAUCUAUGCGGCUGAUGCGCCUGUAGAUCCGCUUUUUCAGCCACCUCCUCGUUGCGCGCCUAUUCUCGAUUUAUUGUCCACUUCUCGACAUUUGAAGUUGAUCAGUGCGAUUAAUGACCUUGCUCACCUCAAAGUGAAGGUAGACGGAAAAGAUCCGCACUCUGUAGUCGAUGGACGCUUCGAAAGCAAACUACAGGCUGUUGUCGACUAUCGCGCCCGUCUUCAGAUGUCAAGCAGCAACGAAAAGCAGAAGUUGGCGAAUUAUAUGCGUGAAUUGGAGACUGUGACGUCGCCAAGCCCGACAAGCCUUCCUGGUGGUGCGACCACAACAGGAGGGGAAACCCAGGCGUCGAAACAGCCGAACAUCCUGAAAAAUGCCAAGUACGUGAAGCGGAAAGUUCCGAUAUCGAAGCCACAGAAGCCUCAGGUGAUAGACCUUAUGUCGGAUGAGGACUCGCCACAGCAAGAGGACAAAGAAAUGAAGAAAGAGCCCGUUGCCACUACAACCGAGGAUUCUCCGGCUGAUGUGAAGCCGGAAGUGAUCGCAGUAGAAGAGCAAGAUCAACCCGAGAGCUCUACGGACGAAACGAUUGCAAAGCAGAAAGAAACUGCAAGUACGUCAACGGGUUCUGGUGACGAGGAACCAUCUUCUGUGUCGGUGGAAGAGAAGAGUACAAACUCAGCAGACAGUGGUGAUAAUGCAGCUUCGCAAGAUGCGACAAAUGAUAAAGAAUCUGGCGAAAAAGAAACGAAAGUUACGACUGACUCCUCUGAAACGACGAAAGAGGAGGAAUCGAAGGAGGGUAGUCCAGACGCGGAUAAAACUGAGGAGGGCAAGGCCGAACCCGAAGUUCCGGAAGACAAGGCUGAAGCAGACAAAGUUGAAGAAGUAGAAACUGAAAAGACUGAAGCUGACACACCUGAUGGUGAUAGUGCAGAGGAUGCGAAGCCUGGAGCUUAUCAAAGCACGGCGAGUAGUGUCGAAGACGAACCCGACACUGCAAAGACGGACGAGGAUAUCACUAUGGAAGAUGCUGAAGAAGAUGGUGGUGAGGUUUCUUCGUCAACAACCAUAGUCGUUCCCAAGGACGAGUUUGAGUGGCAGUUCUGUUUGGCUAUUCAAUUACCCUCAGCUAAGGAGAGCCCUACAACAUGUGACGGUGUGUGGCGAUUACUACCGCUAUCGAGUAAGACCCAAAUGGGCGAAUUCAUUGAAGAUGUUUUCCUAACCGAAAAUGAAGUAUCGGAAAUGGAAAUCUCAGAGGAAGAGGUCUGCUCUUCUUCUGCUGCUACUGACGGGAAAACACCAUGGAUGGAGCAUUUGCGCCAGCUGCAUGUCGAAGAAAGCCAAGUACGCCAGCAAAUCCAGCGGGAAACUAAUCAUCAACACGCGCUACAAGGUAUCAUGAAGAUCGAGCAAGACCGGCUGAAUCAGAUAUCCGUGGUCUACCGCGAAGCCAUGAACAAACUUGAUACAAAAACCUCGCUGGCACUUAAGAAUCAUGCUCGCGUGAGUCAGGACGCACAGCUGGUGAAGUUGAUGCAGCACUCCUUCAACCCAAUACUAGGAGAUCUGCUGGACAAAUGCGAGGAAGCGCUGUUGAACUGCUUCCGGAAACUAUCUCUUCGAUUUGUGGACUUCUCUCAAGAGUUCGAGUACUAUCGCACUGCGCUACUUAAUCUGACUCAAUCUUCAGGAAAGGAGAAUCCAACCGAGGAGGGACAGUCCAGCCCGGUUGACGCAUCGGAUCUGGUUUUGGACGACGUGACCAUUAAGCGGGAAAAUAUCGCGAAGGUAACAGGAGAAGCUGCGGAUACAGACCCGACGAUUGGAACUGGUGACAGUGUGAAGGUUGUUGACGAUAGCGAAGCUACCCCAGUCAAUGAAAGUGACGAGUUUGAUGAUUUGGGUGACAGCUCUGGGCUAAGAGAAGCCUAUAUCAACUUUUAUAUGGGCGAAAUGGAAGCUCUGUGGAAAGAACGAAGCUCUUCACUCGAAAUGGUGCAGGCGAUUCAGCGCUCACUGCUGCAUACCACGCUUCAAGUGGAUGCCUCCACUGCAAAGCCAGUGGAAGUGCAGAAAGCAUCUGAGGUAAAGUCGUCUGAUGACGCUGAGAUGAAGGUAGAGGAAAGCGAGGAUGCCGAGAAUACGGUCGAGUCUACGGAAAUGGAAGCACAAUCCGAAGAGAAAACCGCAGAGUCUGAAGAAAACUCAGAGGUGUCACAGGAGGGUACGGCGUCGACUGGAGGCGCAACAAUCGAAAAGGAGGCCGAUGUAAUCGUGGAACAGGCGGAUGUGAAUACACCGGAAGCUGUGUCAUCAAAACCCGAGAGUACCCAAGUCAGCAGCGAGGUCGUUGUGAAAAUUGAGCCGCAGGAAGAAGUGUCAGGAAAAUUCCGGCGGGAGCAGGAACUACGUGAAGCAGUUGAAUCCUGCUUGGCUCAAUGGCAGCGUAUCCAAUGGCCAGAGGAGCUGAACUCGACGUUCCUCACCCCAACGACAAGUUCCAUCUCGUCAACUACGUCUCCGGUGAUCAAGAGCGAGCACAUUAAGACGCAAACUUGUUCUGCUGCAGAUGAAGAGGAAGCCGAGUACGAGUCACCGUACAGCGUCAUGGACGAGUUGAAACGUGUAAUGAUCGACCUGACUCAAGAUCAAGUGAUCCCUGUCCCGCCGCAGGUUGAGCCGACGACGCUAGUGAUGUAUCACCCUGUAUUCAUCAACCACCAGACUCCGAAGGACCACCCCGAAUGCCCCGAGCGCAUGGAUCGAGUCGUAAACAUUCUGAACACGUUGGUAAAGAAGCACCAAGACACGCUCAAGCUGGAGCGUCUCUCGAUGUCACCAGAAGAGUUGUGCCCUCCGGAAACCACGCUUUUGAUGGUGCACUCGCCGACUUACUUGCGACAGCUGAAGGAGCGAUCGAUCGAAGCCGGUUCACAGUCUGCGUCGUCCCCCACGGCUUCAUCCCCAUCAUCUCGCGCUCUUGUGUUCGAGUCGGACUCGGGCAUUCGGGAAGAGACACCGAAGCGUGAUGGACGAAAGAAGAAUGGACGCCCACUGCUAGCUGGUGCCUUUGGUGCUGCUAGUCUCGAGCAGAAUGGCGUGGAGUUAGACACAUUCGUGAGCAGCAAGUCGUGGGACGUUGCUCGUGCUGCUGCGGGCACCGUGUGUCUUGCGGUGGACCGAGUUGUGCGCAAGGAGUAUCACAACGCGGUCUGCUUAGUCCGUCCUCCAGGACACCAUGUUGGUCGUCAUGGCCGGACGCAAAACGCUCCGUCAUCAGGUUUUUGCUUACUGAACAACGUGGUGAUCGGCGCGACACACGCGCGGCUGUACCCGUGGAUCCGCAAGGUUGCAGUGCUCGAUUGGGAUAUCCACCACGGAAACGGCACGGAGGAGCUGCUGAUGGACGAUCCGGACGCGUUCUUUGCGUCUAUUCAUCUAUACUCAGCUGGGAAAUACUUUCCUGGAACGGGCAAGUCGUGUGAGACGGGCAACCGUGUCAAUGUGGCUCUUGAGAACACGGGAGCUGGUAGCGGUUCACAGGCAUUCAGGUCUGCGCUUGAGUUGAAGGUACUGCCGGCUAUACGAGCGUUCCAACCAGAUAUUAUCUUUAUCUCAGCAGGCUUUGACGGCCACCGCGACGACAUCCUAGGUGGGGUGGCGGCUGUAAACAACCCCAACGUGCCUGCUGGGUACGUGGAGGAGGACUACGCGUGGGCUACUUUGGAGGUCCUGAAGCUGGCGGCUGAGGUAUGUGACGGCCGCGUUGUCUCGGUGCUGGAGGGUGGCUACGACGUGCGCCGUGAGACGAACUCGCUGGCCAAGUCGGUGGCGGCCCAUGUUGCGGCUAUCUCGGCGUACGAGGCAGCCCGGCGAAUGUCUGAUGACAGCGGCACUGUCGAUGUGGAGAUGAAGGAAGAGGACGCAGCGGACAAGGCUGUCGCCCCCGCUGGCUCAGCCACAUCGGCACAAGGUGCGGUUGUCAUCAAGACGGAGCAUCCGAUUAAGCAAGAGCCUGUUGGUUUGCUAGAGAAAUUGCUGUCAACGGACCUCGACGACGACAACGUGGUCAUCAUCGACGACGAGGACAACGAGGAGGAGGGCGGCGAAACAACCCACGAUGUCCAUGACGGCGAAGAUGUUGAGGAUGAAGACACGGGUGAGGAGGACGAUGGCGACGUCGCAAUGGCCGAUGCCGAGGGAGGGCCCGAGAGUGAAGAGCCUCAUGAUCACAGCGAGAAGAGCGGGCAGGACGCCAUGGACGCGGACGACAGUUGAAGUGGUAGUGUCCUCCAUGCUGUCCUCCAUUAUGUUUGUUUUCUGAUUGGCCAUAAUUCGAUUUUCUGUACAAAUCAUCCAA